AUGAAAGAUGUUUACCGCAAGGCCCUGGUCGAAUGUUGCACCCCGCUGAGCAAGGCCCUGGUCAAAUGUUGCACCCCGCUGAGCAAGGCCCUGGUCAAAUGUUGCACCCUGCUGAGCAAGGCCCUGGUCAAAUGUUGCACCCCGCUGAGCAAGGCCCUGGUCAAAUGUUGCACCCCGCUGAGCAAGGCCCUGGUCGAAUGUUGCACCCCGCUGAGCAAGGCCCUGGUCAAAUGUUGCACCCCGCUGAGCAAGGCCCUGGUCAAAUGUUGCACCCUGCUGAGCAAGGCCCUGGUCAAAUGUUGCACCCCGCUGAGCAAGGCCCUGGUCAAAUGUUGCACCCCGCUGAGCAAGGCCCUGGUCAAAUGUUGCACCCCGCUGAGCAAGGCCCUGGUCAAAUGUUGCACCCCGCUGAGCAAGGCCCUGGUCAAAUGUUGCACCCCGCUGAGCAAGGCCCUGGUCAAAUGUUGCACCCCGCUGAGCAAGGCCCUGGUCAAAUGUUGCACCCCGCUGAGCAAGGCCCUGGUCAAAUGUUGCACCCCGCUGAGCAAGGCCCUGGUCGAAUGUUGCACCCCGCUGAGCAAGGCCCUGGUCCAAUCAGGAGGGUGGUACUUAAGUUCCUUGUGCUAA
Oncorhynchus tshawytscha (Chinook salmon) is the source of this 627-nucleotide messenger RNA. Its product is annotated as keratin-associated protein 10-1-like. The transcript is spliced from 2 exons. The record is from RefSeq and is a predicted model, not a curated record. The coding region runs from base 1 to 627 and encodes 208 amino acids. Lineage: Eukaryota; Metazoa; Chordata; Actinopteri; Salmoniformes; Salmonidae.